This is a messenger RNA of Pristis pectinata (smalltooth sawfish), 4518 nucleotides long. RefSeq names its product dixin-like. Gene Ontology annotation, molecular function: protein binding. NCBI's taxonomy places the organism in Eukaryota, Metazoa, Chordata, Chondrichthyes, Rhinopristiformes, Pristidae. Gene Ontology annotation, biological process: canonical Wnt signaling pathway. The record is from RefSeq and is a predicted model, not a curated record. Bases 566 to 2308 code for a protein of 580 amino acids. The transcript is spliced from 21 exons. Gene Ontology annotation, cellular component: cytosol.
UUCAGCUCGGAGGAGAAAUCGGAUAGGGUGAGUUUGUUCUCCUUGGAGGGGAGAAGUCCAAGGAGCGUCCUAGUUCCUGGUUGAGGUACACAGAAGGACUCGUUGCACCAAAGGGCCUGUUUCCGUGCUGUAUCUCUCUCUAAUUCUAAUUGUCCCAUUGCUGUGGUGUCUAUAACUGGAGGACUUGGACUUAAGUGUUGCAAGUACUUUGGGAAACCUGUUCCAUCAGAAUUCUGCAGAUCUGACCUUUGGCACCACAAAUUACUGAAUUAUGUGCACACCUGAAAAGUUCUCUGAGUGUUAUAAAACCCGAUUGCAUGGAAAUAAAUGCAAACAUCAUGAGUGCCAGCAUAAUAACCUGAGCAACACCGAGAGCAGCAGCUAGCAACAGCUGCAGUCCUAUGUGGUGUGGGUCAACUCCCAAUUAAAGAAAAAGCCUGGAUUGAAUCCAGUACAAGACUUGCGGCAAGAUCUGCGGGAUGGAGUGGUGCUAACUCAUCUUGUGGAGAUUGUGGCUGGUGAGCAAAUCAGUGAUGUUUGCUUCAACCCCCGCAGCCAUAAGGAAAUGAAAGACAAUGUUGAGAAAGUGCUACAGUUCAUAGCCUCCAAAAAGAUUCGUAUGCACCAGACAUCAGCUCGUGACAUCGUUGAAGGGAACUUGAAAUGUGUGAUGAGACUGAUUUUAGCUCUGGCAGCUCACUUCAAACCAUCUGGUGUUAGGUCAGCCAGCCAGAGGUCUGCAGUUCUCCUGGGGAGCAAGUCUGCUGUGCCACUGGAUAAUCACAGGCCACUUUCUGCAACAGCUAUGGUGCAGAGUGCUGCCGCAGCUCUCGCUGAGGCUCGUCAAGAUGUUUCGCGGUCUGGGCGGGAGGUAUUUCGAUACAAACAGGAGUUUCAGAGCUUCGAGGAGGAAAUUGGAAGUCCAUCCUGGAGUGUUCGAGCAAUGGUGAAACAGUAUGAGGGCCAACAGAUGCCUUUAUCACCACCACUUUCACCAAGUGUCAGUUCAGCAAGUCCAACAAACAGUGCAAAGCCAGAAUCUGUUUCCAGUCAAUUGGAUGAAGGAUUGGAUUUAUCUUCCCAAAAAGAGGAAUGGGAAUCCAGGCCUGAAGACAAUAUUGAAUCUCCAUGGAUGUCUACAAAUUCUGGAAAAUCCCACGUGAAUGACAGUCACUCCCUUUGGGAGGAUCAAUUACUAGAUCAGCAGGACCAGUUGGGGAAGGAGAUGGAGGAAGCCAGGAAGAUGAUUUCCAUCCUGCAAGGGUUACUACUGAAUGGUUCACUUCCUGAAGAUGAACAGGAAGGAUCAUUUCCACUGAGCGAGCAAGGAGCCUGUGCAGAAGAGCAACUGGUCAUCAUCAAGAGUCGUCUAGACCUAAGCAUGGAUGAAUGCCAAGAGUUAAAGAAAGAACUUUCAAAAUACAAACAGCAAACCAGGAAUCUACAGGGAGUGAAGGAUGCGUUGCAGCAUCGGAUGGCACAGCAGGAAAGCUCCAUCCUUCAGCUGAAGCAGGAGUUGCUGCGAGCGAGUAUGGCAAAGGACGAGCUGCUGAGUGAAAAUCUUGACCUUCAAAGGAAGACUGAAGAAAGGAACAGGAUCAUUGGGGAAUUUAAAAGGGAGUUGGGUCAGAAGGAUCGACUAUUUCAGCAGCAGAAGGUUAAACUGGAUGACACUCUGCGAAAGCUAACAGAAGCCACUCACAUAAAGAAUGACUUGCAGAGAGAGUUGGAACAAAAGGAGAUACUUCUUCAGCAGCUGAUGAACAGUGGGGAUGAAGAGACAGAGGACCUUCAGGUGGUACGAGAUUCACUGCGAAGUUUACGUAAUAGCUUCGCUGGUCACGAUCCUCAGCACCACACAAUCGACACACUGGAACAGGGAAUCUCAAGUUUAUUGGACCGAAUGCACGUGGCCCAAGCACAGGGUAGAGGCGGCAACAAAACUCCUGUGAAAAAUUCAGGAAGAGGAUCAGGCAUGGAGAGAGAAUCCUGGCCCCCAAAUUCCACACCUCUGCAUUUUCACAACAAUCCUGGUCUGAGCAAUCCUGUCUUCACAAAGGUGCUGUACUUCACAGAUCGAACCCUUGUACCGUUCAUGAUAAACAUUCCAAAGAGCCUUGGAGAGGUGACUCUUAAAGACUUUAAAGCAGCAAUAGAUCGGGAAGGGAAUUACAGAUAUCACUUCAAGGCACUGGAUCCAGAAUUCGGCACUGUGAAGGAGGAGCUUUUCCAUGAUGAUGACAUCGUUCCUGGUUGGGAAGGCAAAAUAGUUGCCUGGGUUGAAGAAGACAGUGGCCACAGUAGGUAGAUUAAUUCUCUCCUCCAGUUUGGGAGAUUGAUUCCUUUUUUAAAAAACAAGCAUCUGGAGAAUACACACCAAAGAGCCAAAAGACACCUCUCGUCUUCACGUCCUCCUUUGCCUUCAGGGUGGAAUCUCGUGCUGUGCCAACUACCAAGUGUGGUCUGGAGAGAAGAGUGUGAUGUAAAAGCUUUCCAAGGCCGAUGCCUUGCACUGAGAUAGUCUGGUUGCUGUAAACUGGCGUGGCUUCUGUUGGUCACUGUACCAGUGUGCAAUUGUAAUGCCAUAUCAUAAGCAAUAAGUAGAAUGUGGCUUACAUCAAUAUUGUGCAGAACAGCUUCGGUUUAGCUUGCUUUUGUUACACCCUCAAAGCUUGGAGUAUCUGCACCUGUGGUUACUUUUAGCUGAGUAGCAGGUUUGCAUCAUAUCAAACCUUUUCAGUUUCACGUAGUUUAAAAUCCAAACUCUGUGACCAACCUGUAAAUAUCAUCUUUAUCAUUUGUUUCCUCUGAACACUUUAGUAUCAUCGUGGUGACACCAGAGGUUUCUCAGCUGAAUGGUUGGAGUCCUGAGCAUCAAGGUUUGAGUGAGUGAUGCUAAUUAGUGUGAUGUGAUGAGCUGCUUCUGGUUUCUGGUGGGACAGCUUCAAAUAAAUGGCCAUUGUUUUACCUGCAUCUUGUUUCUUUGUCAAGCAUAGUUUAUGGCAGGGACCUUCCUGGCUUGUUAGCUGCAAUAGGUUACUUAAAAGGGUCACCUUCAACUGGAGGUAAACAUCAGGUGAGGUGAACAGGGAGAGCCAUGAGGUGAACACACAUGCCCCAGUGCACCAGCUGCUGUCUGGUUGUGGAAUAUCUGUCCUCUCCUGAAGCAACAUUGAGUCCAAUGCCCACACGACCUGUAUUUAAUGAACUUGUAAAGUUGACAACAUCUGAAGAGUUCCACAAGGUGCCCUCUGAAAUGGCAGCACAUUCAUCAUUACAAAAUAAAACACAGAAACAAAUGCAAUGAUGUUUUACCCAUUAGAUUAUUAAUAUCAUGGGUGCAGAGUCACUGCUUCCAUUCUGUUGGCAAUUGGCAACAGCCAGACCCGUCAGAGACCCCAUCUCUGGGAAUCACAGAACAACAAGGCACAGGAGAUGACUGUUCUGCAUGUUGCUCUUGUGCCUGUUACUUGAAAGAAGUAGUCAUUUGUUCCAUGUUCUCUGAUCUUCCUCACUGCAAACAAAAGAAAUUAAAAAGGGCUGAAGCAUUAUAAGGCAUUUGAGAAGGUCGUAAGAACUUUCUGCAAGAAUCACAGAAAGAUUUGGAUUUAGUAACUUUGUUUUAGAGUUAUCUGUAGUGACAGGAACUAAUCAGUUGUAAACUGAUUGCCUAAAGUGAAAGGCUUGCUGGCUUGUGCACAUUGGAAAGUGUGUUUGUUCUCAGUUUAACAAAAGUGAGUAGCACACAAGUACAUGUGUCUGUGAUAAUUACGCCUUACAGGGUUUCACUUUGGUUACACCACUAUAUUUUUUAAAUGGGAUGUAGAAUUGUGUUAAUAAAGAAAAAUUAAUGCCAUCAGGGCCUUGAGCAGACAACUGAAGGAUUUUGGUGAUUUCAAGUUAAGAAUUUGGAGAAUUUUUACCAACACCACAGAUUUGUGCAAGUAUGAUUGAUUUUUAAUGUCAGCUAUCCUCUUAGCUUUUUUAAUUUUUGUAAGUGACCAUUAUGCUGCUGAAAUUGGCCAAUAUUUGGAAAGUUACUUUAUUGAACUGGAUUUUGAAGUAACUACAGUCAAAUCUUGUUCACACAAAAUUGUAAGAACUGGAAAGAACCUUUUUAUAAUUGGAGGGUGACCUUGAAGUUAGUUUGAAUUACUCUUAUGUUUUUCACAAUGGACUGAUUUUUUUAAAAUACUGUAUGUUUUGCCACAGUUUUUGUUAUUGUAUGUGCUGGCACAAUAUUUAGGAGGUUCACAUGGCACUAAGCAUUUAUUGUAAGUGCCAAAAUGAUUACUGCUGUGCAGUUCAUUGUUGUAGAGCUAAACAUUCCAAAUGAUGCAGUGCGAGUAAUUCAUGUGUGUUGUAAAAGGCUGUUUUGUUGCAAGCAAGGUUGUUUGAAUUGUGUACACAUGACUGGUCCUUCAAAGCCUUCCAAAGAAACAUGUUUGUCAUAAUGUUAUGUGACUGUAUAAAAUUAACUGUUUUAAAAAAAAAACUUGCAUUUUGAAUAAAAUGUGU